Messenger RNA from Exophiala aquamarina CBS 119918, 1287 nucleotides. RefSeq names its product hippurate hydrolase. NCBI's taxonomy places the organism in Eukaryota, Fungi, Ascomycota, Eurotiomycetes, Chaetothyriales, Herpotrichiellaceae. Gene Ontology annotation, molecular function: hydrolase activity. The transcript has a single exon. The record is from RefSeq and is a predicted model, not a curated record. Bases 1 to 1287 code for a protein of 428 amino acids.
AUGGUGGACCAAACCGGAUCCUCGAAUCGAUUUGCAGGGGUAAUAGCUCGGUACAGACCAGAUCUAAAGCCUUAUGAGGAGCUAUACAAGCACCUUCACAGCAAUCCAGAGCUCUCGGAGCAAGAACGCGACACCGCCGCUCUUAUCACGAAGCAUAUGAGAGAAAUAUCAGCCGAUUUCGAUAUUCGGACCGAUAUUGGCGGUCACGGACAAAUUGCUAUACUCGAAAAUGGACCGGGCGGCACUAUCAUGCUCCGGGCUGACAUCGAUGGCCUCCCAGUCCAGGAAAAGACAGGCUUACCAUUCGCAAGCAAGAAAACGAUGCUUGAUAACGAUGGCGUUACAAAACCAGUUAUGCAUGCCUGUGGUCAUGAUUUCCAUAUCACUUCGCUUCUGGCUGCUGCAGAAACAUUAGUAGCUGCACGAGCAGCUUGGUCUGGGACCAUAGUUUUCCUCUUCCAGCCAGGAGAGGAGCGUGCUGCUGGAGCUCAAUUCAUGGUCGACGAUGGUCUUUACAGCAAGCAUGGAUGUCCAAUCCCCGAUGUUGUACUCGGUCAGCAUGUGUUUCCUCUCAAGGCGGGUCACACAGCAACCAGGCCAGGACCAUUUAUGUCUGCUGCAGACAGCUUCAGGAUUACCGUCUAUGGCAGUGGCGGACAUGGAUCCCUCCCACAUAUGACUGUCGACCCUGUUGUGAUUGCAAGUCACAUUGUGGUCAGGCUACAAACAAUCAUCUCAAGGGAGAUUCCUCCCAACGAGAUCGCCGUCCUUACAGUUGGCGCCAUUGAAGGGGGAAAUACUGAGAAUAUCAUCUCCGAUCACGCAGUCCUCAAGGUCAACAUUCGGUCUGUAAGUCAAAAAUGGAGGGCAAAGCUACUGGCAUCUCUAGAAAGAAUCGUCAAAGCCGAAUGUCUGGCAGGAAAUUCUCCUAAACAACCUCUCAUCCAACCGAGCACCUCUUAUCCCUUGACUGAUAACGACGCCGAAGCUACCAACAACAUCAGUAGCGCUUUCAGUGAAUAUUUUGGCGAAAAGCACGAUUCUGCAUUCAAAGACAUUCUCGGGAGUGAGGACUUUGGUAUCCUAGGGUCUUUUGUGAAUCGCCCAUACUGCUUUUGGUUCUUUGGCGGGCACGACGCGGCUGUUAUUGAUGAAUUAGUACAAAGGGAUGAAGCACACAGGAUCCCAACUAAUCAUAGUGCCUUGUUUGCACCUAUCAUUCAGCCAACGUUGACGACUGGCGUUGACGCUAUGGUGGUGGCAGCGCUGGCUUAUAUUGGGAAGUAG